UUUCAUCCUACACACCGGCAUCACUAUUUUGGCCACGCCCAAAAAAUCGCUGAUUGUCUCCGCCUCCCUCAACCCAUGAAAGGUGUUCUGCGCGGCUAGUGAUGUCACGGGAAGUAGUCUGGCGCCCGAUUCCGAGUUGGUGGGAAGUCUGUUGAUGCUGGGGAGGCUUCGCGCGCUCGGGUAAAGAUACGAGUUUCUGCUUUGGUGAGACAUUAUAAAAGAUGGUCGUUGGGUUCUCUGUGAAAGCGGGCGUCAUGAAGACGAGCACUUUCCUUCUGAAAAGAGGAAGGGCGAGACGAGCCCUGUCCCUCCUCGGCGUCAACAAUGUCAAGCUGAACAUUCGUCUGGCCGAAACCCUUCUGACAAUUUCAUCUGAAGAAUUCGCCAAGAAAUGGAACUUCGACCCCGUGCAAGGCGUUCCAUUGCCAGAAGGACGUUUUCAGUGGACGCCUGUGGCGUCUAGCACGACAGACUCUGCCGCAGACGACAAAGCGUUCGAAAAGAUCCCCUCCAGAACUUCCGAUGACCAGACACGACCUUGGACGAACUCGAUGGAGCAGCCUCAACCUGCUCCAGGUGUCACACAACCUGCCUCCGAUGAAACCAAAGUUGACUGUGCAAUAAGUGUGGAAUCCUCAAGACAUACCUCUUGUGGGGCCUGUGCAUUAGCGCCGUGCAAUAAUUCCCCUGGAAGAUGCAGUGCAACUCCUCCGAGAGAGGGCAACGACGGUGACGCCGAGGAAGGACCUCGUGUCCUCGCUCAAGCGAUCAAGGACACUAAACUGAAGCAAACUUGCAUUACAGAUUUCAUGAGAACUCGCAAGCGCCGCUCCUCGCCACUCGACCUGAAGCUUCAAAAGCCCCUGAAGAAACAGCUCCUACAAAUAAGAGCGUAAGCGAGGUCCCUGGGGGUUCUUUCUCUGUAAGCGAUGAGACCGAGAGCAAGCGACCGCGCCCUCGUCUGCCUUGGACGUAUAGCUGUAAUUACGGAAACCAGAAGAAGGGGGCACUCCUACUAGUCUUGCUUGCUAUUUCUCAGGACGCUAUUUUCUAGCGCAUUCUUUUUUAUUUCUUCAGCGGGAUUUCGUCCCAUUUUGUUUGUGUGUCAAAGAAUGUAUAAUUUUUUAAUUCUGUUUUCUUGCCUCUUAUUUAUUCUUGUGAAAUAAUGCAGCGUAGGUUAUGGAAUCCCAUAUUACUUAUGUACUGAGUCUAAAUGACAGCGAAUCAUUUCAGGAGGUUCUUUACGGGCAUUUAUUACUUAUCAUUGACUUUUAAGUACAUUUCUUUUGUUUACACACACAUAUACUAUAUAUACGUAUAUAUCAUGCGUGUGUACGUGUCUGCGGUAAUUGCUACGGAUGUAUGGAAUGGUUAAUAGUUGUAUGAUUUGUGCAUUACAGUCCAUAUGAAUAUUGAAGAAGAAUAACCAGUGCACCAAGAUUCAGAGAACUAUAAAGAUUUCGGUGUCAGUGAAUAAUUAUUACAGUGUUUGUUUGAAAAUAUGCAAAAGUAUACAUUCGGUAUGUGUCUACAGAUGUAUAUGAUGUAAUGUGACAGCUGUGAGGGCGAGUGCUAUAUACAUAUGUGUGUGUGUAAUAUAUGUAUAUAGUGAUAUAUACAUACAAAUUCACCAUUUCUGAACUCUGUUGUAUAUCUGAAUGAUUUUUGUACUCUGAACAACCAGAUCUGAUUUCUUGUCGCCAAGAAUAAACUAGUCAUUACUACCAUUCUCAGCAAAGAUGUGACCUGUCUGGCUAUUUUUGUUCUUUCACAUUAUUUUUAUUGUAUCUGAUGUAUUUC
Molecule: messenger RNA, 1800 nt
Organism: Macrobrachium nipponense
Lineage: Eukaryota; Metazoa; Arthropoda; Malacostraca; Decapoda; Palaemonidae
Exons: 2
Coding region: 222-896 (224 amino acids)
Biological process (GO): regulation of cell cycle
Cellular component (GO): nucleus
Molecular function (GO): cyclin-dependent protein serine/threonine kinase inhibitor activity
Source: RefSeq, a predicted model, not a curated record